Messenger RNA from Cylicostephanus goldi, 402 nucleotides. NCBI's taxonomy places the organism in Eukaryota, Metazoa, Nematoda, Chromadorea, Rhabditida, Strongylidae. The record is from the annotation of a GenBank genome assembly.
AUGAUGAAAGCUGCUGAAGACUUGAAACAGCAGCAGAUGUUGAAAGAACAAGAAAGGCAACGUGUUCUCCAAGAGAGAAUCAUCCCAUUGCCAGAUCUUGAUGAUGCCAAAGACCUUGAAUCCAUCUACAAUCAAAUGCGUUCACGCCUUAUCGAGCUGGAAAGUGAAAACUAUGACAUUUCCUAUACCGUACGACAGAAAGACUUCGAAAUUAAUGAACUGACCAUUGCUGUGAACGAUCUUCGCGGAAAAUUCGUCAAGCCAACCCUAAAGAAGGUUUCCAAGACCGAUAGCAAAUUCGACAAGCUGAAGAAGAAAGAAGCUGCUAAGGUGGACUUCCGUUCUAACCUGAAGACCGUCGACAAGAACCAGUUUGCCAUGAAGGAGGAGGUAUUUUUGCAA